GCUGCCCUCGGUCCUCAUGGAGCUGUUUUUGCAUAGCCUUUCUCCGUGUGUCCGAAUCCUCAGUCCUUUCGCGGCUGUGAGGAGGUGGGGGUACUGCAUCCCCUGGGGAUGUGGGUUCUGACAUUCUCUCCUUCUGGAAAGAGCUGUCAUUACAUCCCCUCAGCCUGUGCAUGUUCAGGGUGAGGGAGGUGGUCUUAGCAGCCCCUCGAGGCCCCGUUAAGGCUCCGGGGAGAGAAGGCGGGAAGACAUCUCCCCAGACACCACCAUUCCGUCCCUGCAGUCGGUUGGCCAGUCGCUUGAAUGGGAGGCGGGGGAGAUGUGAGGGGAAACAAUCAAUGCUUGCCAGUCUGGCCCCUGCAGGGGCGGAGGCUGUGGGUCAUUGCCGGGUCUCCCCUGUCCUGGGCAAUGUCAGUUAUUCUGUCCCUUUCUCUAGGGCAUAGGGGAGACGGAGAGGGUGUAUUCUCCCGCUGGCUGUUCAGUCUAUCUCCUCUCUCCCGGACAGAGCUGUAGGUCAGUCGGUCAGGAAGGGGUGCGGCUGAAGGGCCGAGGCACCCCUUUAGUCCCCCUCCUCUGCGGGCGGAGAUAGUUGGGGGGAGGGGGAGGAAAGGAGGAGGCCCCCAGAGCCAGGCGUCAGCAUUACGUGCGGAGGAGCCGCGGCUGGUGCAGUUGGGAGGGAGGCGGCACCGGAGCCGGGGCUAUGCAGCCCGCCGGGGCGCUGGAGGGGCGGUGCUGAGCGCCGGCAGCUGCGGUUGGGAGGGAGACCCCGGAGAGAGGGAGGGAGGUGCGGGUGCCUGAGAAGGGAAGCAGAGGGAGAGCGGGAGCGGGAGCCUGGCGGAGGCUCCAGGAAGAGGACGGAGCCACCGGCGCCGGGCCGGGGAAAGGACCAGGGCGGCAUGCGGCUCUUGCUGCCCUUUGCGGGCUGAAGCGCGAGCGGCAGUCUUGGGGAGGCGCCGGCGGCACCGGCGGGAAGCAGCAGCCGGAGGAAGAGGAGGAGGAGGAAGACAGCGGCAAGAGAGGAGCUGAGCCUGGUCAAGCCGGAGCUGAACGGGCAGCAGCGGGAUGGGCCGAACGGGGCAUGCGGGGGGCGAGGGGCCGGUCCGCCGGCGGUGGUUGCUGCUGCUUCUGGGGGUCGUGCUGGUCCCAGCCGCCCGCCUCGUCGGGGCCGCGCCGGCCUCAGAGCUCAGCAUCGCGGGUGAUGUCCGGCCUGCCGUCGGGGAGCGGGGAGGGCCUGAGACUCGGGAGCGGACGCUUCGGGCCAACAACACGCGCCAGGAGGAAGGCGCAGGGGAGGACGAGGCAGCGGCCAUAUCUGAGGGACCUGCAGGUCUGGGUGGAGAUGAAACUAGCCCAUGUUGGGACUGCCCCCCGGGGACCACUAUCCGAGUGGGAGCCCUGUCUGAAGAAGCCCUCCUGGAGGCUUCCGCAGCAGUGACCGGGGCAGCCUGGCCCGAGGCCAUGACAAUGGAGCUAGCUCCUGAGAACCGAGAGGAGGUUGGCAGUGGAGAUCCCCAGACCGGCGGAGCCACGCUCCCUGGCCUUGAAGAGGCACCCAGGCAGACAGAAGUGCCACCCUCUGAGGAAAGUUGGGGUCCAGCUUCAGAGCCCGUAGGGGCCAAGGGGCCCCCUUCUCCUACCCUAGGGGGUCACGUUAGCCUUACCCUGCCAGGCUCUGCGCCCAAGCUUCCUGAUGUGUCCCACAAGGAAAACCCCUUGGAGUUGUGGCUUAGCCUGGGCAGUAGCCUGCCCGACCCUCAUGUGCCAGCUACUGCCUCCCCGCCUCUGGGUACUCCAGAACCUCAGCCUUCCUCAGAGAUCAUCGACAUUGACUACUAUGAUGGCUUAGACUCAGAGAGCCGUGGUGCUGAUUUGGGGAGCUUCCCAGGAUCACCUGACUCUUCGCACCAACACAUUCACCCGGGUGAAGAUGCACCAUCCUGGAGCCUGACUGAUAUAUAUGAUGACUUCACUCCUUUUGAUGAGUCUGACUUCUACCCCACCACUUCUUUUUAUGAGUUGGAAGAAGAGGAGGAGGAAGAGGACGAAGCAGCUGUUCAGGAUCUGGAAGAUGAAAAUGACCAAGGACUACCUGGCCUGACACCCAGCAUGGGUCCAGGAAUUUCCCAGCCCACCAGUCAUUGGCAUGCAGUUCCUCCCCAGCAGACUCUGGGGGUGAUCCCGGACAACAGCAUCACCUUCAGGCCUCGUCCAGGAGAAGCAGGCAAAGAGCUGGCACCAAGUGAGAAUGGCACUGUGUGCCGAAGUGGCUUCGUUAGACACAAUGGCUCUUGUCGGUCAGUGUGUGAUCUCUUCCCCAGCUAUUGCCACAAUGGGGGCCAGUGCUACCUGGUGGAGAAUUUAGGGGCCUUUUGCAGGUGUAACACACAGGACUACAUCUGGCACAAGGGUAUGCGAUGUGAGUCAAUCAUCACUGAUUUCCAGGUGAUGUGUGUGGCUGUAGGAUCAGCUGCCCUUGUGCUGCUCCUACUUUUCAUGAUGACAGUUUUCUUCGCCAAGAAACUCUACUUGCUUAAGACAGAGAACAGCAAACUGCGCAAGACCAAAUUCCGGACACCAUCUGAACUCCACAACGAUAACUUCUCCCUCUCCACCAUUGCCGAGGGAUCUCACCCAAAUGAUGACUCCAACAUAUCCCAUAAAAUGCAGGAUGUUCUGAAGUCCUGCCUAAAAGAGGAGGAGUCAUUUAACAUUCAGAAUUCCAUGUCACCCAAAAAUGAGAGUAACAAAGGUGACCAAGAUGACUCGGAAGUGAACUGUCUCCAGAAUAAUUUAACAUGAAGCAAAGGAAUAGGAGGAGGAGGAGGAGAAGAGGAAGGAAAGAAAAUUGAUCUAUUGUACAGCUCCAUUUCUUGUAACCAUUUGUUAAAAUUUUCCUUUUUCUGAUUUCAUGGCAUGCUUUGAUGUAUUUUGUACAGAGGGGGGGGAAACCCACAAAAUAUGUGAAGAGCCUAAGCUGACUUGCGUGCAUUGGGGUGUUUGAUCUGUGCUGUCUGUAUAUUGCUUGGGUUAGUUCUGCUGCUGUGAUUUCUAAACCUUUGCUGUUAUUCAACUGACUUUUUUUGUACUUUGAUCCACCUUUUUUUGAAAUACAAGUAAAAGCAAAAAAAAGAAAGUUCUUGAAAUAAAACAUUUUUUAAAAGUU
Molecule: messenger RNA, 3160 nt
Organism: Monodelphis domestica (gray short-tailed opossum)
Lineage: Eukaryota; Metazoa; Chordata; Mammalia; Didelphimorphia; Didelphidae
Gene: CSPG5
Product: chondroitin sulfate proteoglycan 5
Biological process (GO): cell projection morphogenesis
Cellular component (GO): synapse
Source: RefSeq, a predicted model, not a curated record